CCAAGUAAAAGAAAGCCUGAGUCUCCAGAGCAUAAUCAAGUACAACAUGGAAGCAGAAGCAGACGUUAUGAUUGUGGGAGCUGGAAUUUCUGGCCUUGCAACAUCCUUAGGACUUCACAGGCUGGGGAUUGGAAGCUUCGUGUUGGAAUCAUCUGAUAGUUUGAGGACAACAGGGUUUGCAUUCACAAGAUGGAUAAAUGCAUGGAAGGCCUUAAAUGCCCUUGGUCUUGCCAAUUCUCUUCGCCAACAUCAUGUCACACUUGAUGGGAAUGUGACUUCCUCAAGAAUUACAGGGCUUCAAACGUUUGAGAUGUCAUUUAAGGCCAAAGGAAAACAAUUGCAGAGUUUUGAAUACAGGAAUGUGACUUCCUCAACGGUUUCUGGGCUUCCAAUAUUUGAAAUGCCAUUUAAGGCCAGGGGAAAAAACGGAGAUCGUGAAGUUCGAUGUGUGAAAAGGAACUUGUUGUUGGAAGCUCUUGCAAAUGAGCUCCCUAGUGGCACCAUCAGGUUCUCAUCCAAGGUGGUUUCAAUUGACGAAUCAGGCUACUUUAAGCUGGUUCAUCUUGCUGAUGGAACCAUCCUCAAAGCCAAGGUCUUGGUUGGGUGUGAUGGACUGAACUCCGUGGUUGCGAAAUGGCUUGGCUUCAAACAGCCGGCAUUUACAGGGAGAUCUGCUAUUAGAGGUCGUGCCGACUUCAAGAGCCCUCAUGGUUUUGAUCCCAUUUUCAUGCGGUUCUUUGGGAAUGGUGUUAGAUCUGGUGUCAUCCCUUGUGAUGACAAAACUGUUUAUUGGUACUACACUUUGGGUUCCUUCCAGCCAAGGGAUAAUUUAUAA
Prunus mume (Japanese apricot) is the source of this 835-nucleotide messenger RNA. Lineage: Eukaryota; Viridiplantae; Streptophyta; Magnoliopsida; Rosales; Rosaceae. The record is from RefSeq and is a predicted model, not a curated record.